AUGGAGCGCAGUUGCUGGGCCCCGCGGACUUUCUUCCUGGCGCUGUUGCUGGGGGCGACGCUGAGGGCGCGCGCGGCGGUGGGCUAUUACCCCCGCUUCUCGCCCUUCUUUUUCCUGUGCACCCACCACGGGGAGCUGGAAGGGGAUGGGGAGCAGGGCGAGGUGCUCAUUUCCCUGCACAUUGCAGGCAACCCCACCUACUACGUACCGGGACAAGAAUACCAUGUGACAAUUUCAACAAGCACCUUCUUUGACGGCUUGCUGGUGACAGGACUAUACACAUCUACAAGUGUUCAGGCUUCACAGAGCAUUGGAGGUUCUAAUGCUUUUGGAUUUGGGAUCAUGUCUGACCACCAGUUUGGUAAUCAGUUUAUGUGCAGUGUGGUGGCCUCUCAUGUGAGUCAUCUGCCUACAACCAACCUCAGCUUCGUCUGGAUCGCUCCACCUGCUGGCACCGGCUGUGUGAAUUUCAUGGCUACGGCGACACACAGGGGCCAGAUUAUUUUCAAAGAUGCUUUAGCCCAGCAGCUGUGUGAACAAGGAGCUCCAACAGAAGCCACGAUGCACCCACAUCUAGCUGAAGUACAUAGCGACAGCAUUAUCCUACGAGAUGACUUUGACUCCUACCAUCAACUAGAGUUGAAUCCAAAUAUAUGGGUUGAAUGUAACAACUGUGAGACUGGAGAACAGUGUGGGGCAAUUAUGCAUGGCAAUGCUGUCACCUUCUGUGAGCCAUAUGGUCCGAGAGAAUUGAUUACCACCAGCCUUAAUACAACAACAGCCUCUGUCCUCCAAUUUUCCAUUGGCUCAGGUUCAUGUCGCUUUAGUUACUCAGACCCCAGCAUCAUUGUGUCGUAUGCCAAGAAUAAUACCGGAGACUGGAUUCAGCUGGAGAGAAUUAGAGCCCCUUCCAAUGUCAGCACCAUCAUACACAUCCUCUACCUUCCUGAAGACACCAAAGGGGAGAACGUCCAGUUUCAGUGGAAGCAGGAAAGUCUCCAUGUAGGCGAAGUGUAUGAAGCCUGCUGGGCCUUAGAUAACAUCCUGAUCAUCAACUCAGCUCACAGACAAGUCAUUUUAGAAGACAGUCUUGAUCCAGUAGACACGGGCAACUGGCUUUUUUUCCCAGGAGCUACAGUUAAGCAUAGCUGUCAGUCAGAUGGGAACUCCAUUUAUUUCCAUGGGAAUGAAGGCAGUGAGUUCAAUUUUGCCACCACCCGGGAUGUAGACCUUUCUACAGAGGAUAUUCAAGAGCAGUGGUCAGAAGACUUUGAAAGCCAGCCUACAGGGUGGGACAUCUUGGGAGCUGUCAUUGGUACAGAAUGUGGAACAGUAGAAUCAGGUUUAUCAAUGGUCUUCCUCAAAGAUGGAGAGAGGAAAUUAUGCACCCCAUAUAUGGAUACUACCGGUUAUGGGAACCUGAGAUUUUACUUUGUUAUGGGUAGAAUAAUCUCUGUAGAGUUACCAGAUGAUGCAAGACAGUUUGGAAUUCAGUUCAGAUGGUGGCAACCAUAUCAUUCUUCCCAGGGAGAAGACGUAUGGGCCAUUGAUGAGAUUAUCAUGACAUCUGUCCUUUUCAACAGCAUUAGCCUUGACUUUACCAAUCUUGUGGAGGUCACUCAAUCUCUGGGAUUCUACCUUGGAAAUGUUCAGCCAUACUGUGGCCACGACUGGACACUUUGCAAAGUGCCAGUGAGCUCCCAGAUGAUUGAAUCUAUGAUUCUUCCGUCUUUUGGAAAGGCUGGGAAAAGACAGCUGGUGAGCUGGGAUCUGGAUACUUCUUGGGUGGACUUUGUCCAGUUCUACAUCCAGAUUGGUGGAGAGAGCGCUGCGUGCAACAAGCCGGACAGCAGAGAGGAGGGCGUCCUCCUCCAGUACAGCAACAAUGGGGGCAUCCAGUGGCACCUGCUGGCAGAGAUGUACUUCUCAGACUUCAGCAAACCCAG
Molecule: messenger RNA, 1946 nt
Organism: Leptonychotes weddellii (Weddell seal)
Lineage: Eukaryota; Metazoa; Chordata; Mammalia; Carnivora; Phocidae
Source: RefSeq, a predicted model, not a curated record